AUGUGGCUUCUUGAUUACUUUAGCAACUGGACCCAUGAUGACUUUAAACGGCUUAGCGUACACGUCCAGAAAAAGAUCAAGGACAUGCUAAUGGACCGAGGCAUCUUUGUCGAUUAUGUUGGCAGGAAGAAGAUGAUUGCAAAGGCACUAGAUGAUUUAGUGCAGAUGACUAGGAUGCCUGAGUGGCCGCAUGAGAUUGCUGCCGCCAAAACCUUUGACUCACGGUCGAAAAUGGCCAAGGGUCAGUUCCCUCAACUUACUACAAAAAAUGGCAGUGAAGAAGAGGAACCAGAGGUAAUAGUCUCUUCUAUCGAGAGUGGCAAGAAGGACAACGCAAAGGUGCCACGAGAUGACAAGCCUAAUGGACCUCAAGAUCGCCUAAGCUUGCCUGGACCUGCUUAUACUUACCCAUACCGCCCCAAACUUGAGGACGACUGGCAUAGGCAGACACCGCGUUAUACUAUAGCACCCCCAGCGCCUGGGAUCUCAAUGCCAUUAGGAGAGUGGGAUGAUUGGACCAUGCUACCACCUAGAGAAGUUGAGUGUGAGCCUAUUGAUUCAAAGUCAAUGCUCACGUUUGUCAAGAUAUGGGAUAAAAAGUUUGCUUACUCUGGAGAUCGGUAUGAUAUCUUGGACGAUAAAGUACGCGCAUUCUUAAGAGCGUGCAAGCUCUCUAGCAUUCUGAUUAGUCAAUGUUGGGAAGUCUUUCCUGAGAUGCUAUCUGGACGUGCAGGGGCGUACUAUAUGCACCAUGUCAAGCCAGGUGCUUUGUUCGCUCAGGCGUAUAAUGCGAUAAAAGUGUACUUUGACACGCCCAACAACCAGACAGAUUACUACCAGGAGUGGACCACAGUCACCCUGGCUGGAGAGCGCCAAAGCAAUCCCGGUAAAUUGUUGGUUGAGGUUCGAGCGUUAGGAUUGGCAUAUGCUGGUGAUGAACAUCUCAUCGCUGCCAUCACGAGAGCGUGUCAAUCUACACCAGAAAUGGGCGAGGCUCUCAGUGAACCAACAAGCAGCUUCCAGAUAAUCAUUUCUAAGCUGCGUGCCAGGGACGCACAAAUCGCCACGACUAUCCUAGAUCGCGUCAAGAAUACCAACGCAAGAACCGUGACGACGCUAAACAACUCAGGAAGAGCGAUAGAAGGUGCUUUAUUUGUUAUCAAGAGAACUGCUGUUCAUGGAAGCAUUCUGAAGAAGAACGCCGCGAAGCACGAGGAAGACGAGGAUUCCACUGAGGAGGAGGUUAAGCAGGACGUGGCCACCGCGUACUUUAUGGUCAACCAACUGCAGGAUCGUGCCUUUAUCCACCGGAUAACAGGCUGCAAUAAUGGCAUAGAGCCGCCUGGACUUCACCUUGAUUUUGAAGUUAAAUCAUCUGGCCAAUCAGAAGGCGAGAAUAACUACCUUGCACCUGCCUCUCAGUUUCUUCUCGACCGCCAUAAAAAUGAGACUUUUUAUGGGAUCAUGCCAGAUACAGGAGCAUCGACUGUCUCAACCGUUGGUAAAGGACAACUUGCUGCCUUCCUGAGACUCUAUCCCCACACCAAGGUCGAUAGAUCGCGUGUAGGGGAGUACUCAGUCCGCUUUGGCAUGGGCGACCCGAUAACCUCGACUGCAGUGAUUACCGUGGAAUCGCAGUUUGGUGAUAUAGAAUUCAACGCCAUGGAUUCACCAACGCCUUUCCUGUUCUGCCUCAAAGAUAUGGAUCGCCUACGCGUUAAAUUUGACAACUUUACCAAUGAGAUGAUCCAGGGAGAUCUUAUCGUACCGGUCAUUCGCAAGCGAGGCCACCCGUGGUUCUUCCUGGAUGAGAAGUACGCACCAGAGGCGUUUCUAACUGAGGUUGAGAUGAGGCGGUUACACCGCCGAUUCGGUCACCCUGCAGUUGACAGGCUGCACAAGGUCUUAAAGCGUGCAGGCCAUCUUGACGUGGAUUAUAAGAUGCUUGCGCAGAUUGAGGAAUUCUGCCACCAUUGCCAAAUAAACCGGCAAGCACCUAGACGAUACAGAUUCACGUUGCAUGACGACUGUGAGUACAACUACGAGAUCGUUGUUGACGUUAUGUAUCUUGAUGGCAAGCCAGUACUGCAUAUCGUUGAUUGGGCAACCUCAUUCCAAGCAGCGAGAUUCUUGAAGUCCCUAUCAACUAAGGACACCUGGGAAGCGCUUCGGGCAGCAUGGAUUGACACAUAUCUUGGUCCCCCUGAUGUUAUAUCCCACGACGCAGGAACAAACUUUGCUGCAGUAGAAUUUAGAACUGAGGCUAGGAUGAUGGGAAUCCGGUGCCACCAGGUGCCUGUCGAGGCUCACAACGCUAUUGGCAAGGUCGAACGGUACCACACACCACUGCGCCGCGCUUAUAAUAUCAUAUUGUCGGAACUUGGUGCAAGCGUCGACAAGGAGAUCAUACUUCAGAUGGCGGUUAAGGCUGUUAAUGACACAGUAGGACCAGAUGGAUUAGUACUAACCGUACUAGUCUUUGGUGCCUAUCCUCGCAUGACUUACAACUCGCCACCAUCAGCAUUGACAGCAAAGCGCGUCCAGGCCAUGAGGAAGGCCAUGAUUGACUUAAGGAACGCCAUGGCCACGCGUAAAGUCAAUAACGCUCUCAAGGCCAGGAACGGCCCGAUUGUCACGGAAACGCUCAACCUGGCACCAGGAACCGACGUGCAGGUCUGGCGAGAAGGUAAAGGAUGGACUGGCCCGCACAAAGUUAUCUCAGUCAACGAUUACAAUGUGAUUGUGGACCUACCCAGCGGUAUUACUGAUUUCCGUGCAACUUCAGUCCGACGUUACCAGCGAGACGAGAUCGAGUCGCCUCCGACUCGGCGCCUACUAGACACUGAUCUUCCUCCUCAAAAGGAGGAAGAAGGUAGAGAAAUCGACGGCCUACUGGCGGGCCGGCAAAGCGGCCCAGUAGUUGCUCGGGGAUCCUCAUCAUGUGACGCUGCCGCAGAAGUGGAAUCAGGAGAGCAUGCCGGCGCUGUGAAUCCGAAUCGCCGCCUGAGGAAGAGAGGGAUUCAUGUUCCUGAUGCACCGGUGAUGCCGCCAGCGCCACGCCGCCGAGGACGGCCCCCAGGUUCGAAGAACAAGCCAAAGACCUAUACGACUGAGGUCGAGGUGUUCCUAUCUAGGAAGGAAAAAGAUGACCUGGGACUAGCAGUCAAGCUGCGCCGAGAAGGGAAGAUAACCGCAAACGGCGCGCCAUUUGAGCUCUCUGCAAUGGCUGAGAUCGAUGGUCUCAUUGCGAAUGGCACUUUCAAGAUAAUACACCGUGAAGAUUUGGAUCUCAGAGCUGUACGAAUCUUCAACUCCCGGUUGGUCAAUGAGAUAAAAGGCAAGAACGAGGAGCCGUACGAGAAGUCACGCCUCGUCAUACAGGGUUAUAACGACGCGGGCAAGACUGGCAUAUUGACACAAGCGCCGACGAUUCAGCGCGCCAGCCAGCGCCUCAUCGUAUCACUUAUCGCUACGCUGAUUCUCAUGGGCAUGGUCGUCGAUCUGCGUGAUAUUACCCAGGCGUACACUCAAUCAAAAAGCAAGCUACAGCGCCUGAUUGUUGCCAACCUGCCGGCCGAGAUGAGAGAUAAAUACCCUCCGGAUUCGCUACUCCUUGUGGAAGGUGCCUUGUACGGGAUCCCUGAAGCCGGUGUACACUGGUUUGACAUAUAUCAAUCCCAUCACAAGGACCGGCUUGGUAUGGAGACAUCCACGUACGACCCGUGCCUUCUCAUGACGACCGAGGGAAAGGAGAACUUUGGCCUUAUCGGUAUGCAGACGGACGACACCCUGCUUGUCUCAACAGAAAGUUUUGCCAGAGAGGAACAAGCGGCCUUACAAGAAGCUGGCUUCAAGGCGAAGCCUAAGACACGCCUAUCCCAACAAGUACCACUAGAAUUCAAUGGCGCUAGAAUCACCUUGCAAGAUGGGAAAGUCUAUCUCCGCCAAAAGGGACAAGCCGCAAAGAUAAAGCCAGUGGGCAAGAAAGAUCGCGCACAAAAGUACAUGGAACAACGCGCGCGCGGUGCAUACUUGGCUUCAAUCUGCCAACCCGAAGCGGCGUACGAUUUGGCAGUUGCCGCUCAGCUGCAGGAGAAAGACCGCUCUGAGGCAGAUUAUGACGUGUUGAAUAAACGCCUUAUAUGGCAAGCCGAGAACCCGGAUAGAGGACUCUGUUUCGUACCAAUUAAUUUAACCAAGGCCAAAAUCAUGGUAUUUACAGACGGUUCCUUCGCCAAUAACCGGGACUUGACCUCCCAAAUUGGCUUCCUCAUUGCCAUGGUAAACGAGGACUUUUCCCAAUCAGGCCAAUUCACGAUAACCGGCAAUAUCUUGCACUGGGCCUCGUCUAAGUGCAAACGGGUUACACGCAGUGUACUGGCCUCCGAGAUUUAUGGCCUCACUACUGGCUUCGACCAAGGUUUUACCCUGGCCAGCACAGUCAACAUGAUCACCAAGAGGCUCGGCCAACCUGAGAUGCCGGUAGUAAUCUGCACGGAUUCCUACUCGCUAUAUGAGUGCCUCACGAAGCUUGGAACAACCAAAGAAAAGCGCUUAAUGAUUGAUCUCAUGGCGCUUCGCCAGUCAUAUGAGCGACGUGAGAUUGACGAGAUCCGGUGGAUCCACGGUGACGAUAACCCUGCAGAUGCCUUCACAAAGUCAAACCCGAACAAGGCCCUGCAGGACCUCGUUGAAUAUAACAAGGUGACGAUCCGGGUGGAAGGUUUCGUUGAGAGGACUAGGACCAAUUAGGAAGCGACUAGG
Talaromyces stipitatus ATCC 10500 is the source of this 4764-nucleotide messenger RNA. RefSeq lists its product as uncharacterized. Gene Ontology annotation, molecular function: nucleic acid binding. Gene Ontology annotation, biological process: DNA integration. Lineage: Eukaryota; Fungi; Ascomycota; Eurotiomycetes; Eurotiales; Trichocomaceae. The coding region runs from base 1 to 4752 and encodes 1583 amino acids. The record is from RefSeq and is a predicted model, not a curated record. The transcript has 5 exons.